AUGGUCCAGUCACGUAGCAUUUUGAGGUCUGACUAUAAUAGCAAACCUGACCCUGUUACAAUCGAACAGAAUACCUCCCUUAAAAUUCAAACUUUAGAAGAUUACCUGUCAAUGUACAAUCUCCCCAUAUCUCCGCCCUUUGGUGUUUUCACGGCUCCAGUUCAGGACCCUAGCACUCCAGAAGGUGAUAAUGCUGCUUUUCGUCUAAAGAGAGAAUCUUAUAAUGGCGUAACUGCUUCUCAGAUUACAAUAUCUGUUUUGUGUAAGUAUGAUCCCAAAGAUCAUCAUGCUAACAUAGCCGAUGCAACGAAAUGUCAACCUAUAAUCUCAGUCGCUGGAAACUCUAAAACCGGUGAUGAUAAAUCAGUAAAAAAUAGAAAAUCAAGAAAUGAAGAGUUAGAAAAAUUAGUAGAUAAAUUUAGUCCACCCUCUAAUAAAAAACAACCUCGCAAUGUAACAAAGGAUAUAAACGAAGACCCGCAAGAAGAAAGCUCCUCGAGGGCAAAAAGAUUGAAAUUUGCUAUAAACCAAGUCAACGAAAUUAAAGAAAAUGAGAAUGCAGAAGUUCAACAUAAUGCAGAAGUUCAACAUAAUGCAGUAGAUUUAACUCAAUCAGAUGAAAAUUCCGCUGAACACCUAUAUAUCACAGUUGAAACCGAUACUGACGGACUAUAUUCAGAUGAAGAACAACCAAAUAAUCUCGAUGAUGAAGACACGCCUUAA
Messenger RNA from Racocetra fulgida, 723 nucleotides. The record is from the annotation of a GenBank genome assembly. NCBI's taxonomy places the organism in Eukaryota, Fungi, Glomeromycota, Glomeromycetes, Diversisporales, Gigasporaceae.